AUGGCCGUCCUGAUCAAGAAGCCGGACGAUGAGCCGGGCUCGGCUUGGGUUGCGAUCGUUAUAGGUGUGUUCGUCGCCUUUGGGGGAAUCUUGUUUGGGUAUGAUACGGGAACAAUCAGCGGCAUCAUCGCCAUGCCUUUUUGGCUCAGGGGAUUUAACAGAGGAUAUACGAAUGCUGGUGGCGAACCCGCCCUCAAUCCAUCCGACGAGUCUUUGAUCGUGUCGAUUCUGUCCCUGGGGACUUUCCUUGGUGCUCUCACUGCCGCUCCAUGCGCCGAUUUUUUCGGUCGUCGUUUGGGGCUUAUCCUUUCUACCGCUAUUGUUUUCAACCUGGGUGUUUUACUUCAGACGAUCGCUGUGGAUCAGCCCCUCUUCAUCGCUGGUCGGUUUUUCGCAGGGUACGGUGUUGGCCUCAUCUCUGCACAAAUACCACUUUACCAAUCGGAGACCGCACCAAAGUGGAUUAGAGGCACUAUAGUCGGCUCGUACCAACUGGCCAUAACAAUAGGCCUGUUUUUGGCAGCAAUCGUCAACAAUGGUACCAAAGAUCGCAACGAUAGCGGCUCGUACCGUAUCCCUGUGGCGCUCCAAUUUUUAUGGGCCAUUAUUCUCUGUGUCGGACUGUGCUUCCUUCCGGAGACUCCCCGAUGGCUCAUCAUGAAAGGCAAGGAUGAAAAGGCGGCGAGAUCGUUUAGUCGGUUGCGCCGGCUAGAUCCCACACAUCCAUCGAUCGUGGACGAGUUUAACGAAGUCAAAGCCAAUCAUGAUUAUGAGGUAACUCUUGGCAAGGCCAGUUAUGCGCAGUGUUUCAAAGGCACGGUUGGAAAGCGACUGUUUACCGGUUGCGCCUUGCAGGCCUUGCAACAGCUUUCUGGUGUGAACUUCAUCUUCUAUUACGGCACAUCUUACUUUGAACGUGCUGGCUUCCAGAAUCCAUUUAUCAUUCAGGUCAUCACCAAUACAGUCAAUGUGGUCUCGACCCUACCUGGUUUAUACUUGGUCGAGAAGCUUGGACGCCGAGGUCUACUUCUUCUUGGUGCGAUUGGAAUGUGUGUUUGUCAGUUCAUCGUUGCCAUCGUUGGUACAGUCGCAGGCACCACAGACCUGCCGGCUCAGCGUGCCGGUAUUGCUUUCACAUGCUUUUACAUCUACUUCUUUGCAUCUUCGUGGGGACCCGUGGCGUGGGUGGUAACCGGGGAAUUGUUUCCCCUCAAAGUGCGAGCUAGAGCUCUCAGCAUGACCACUGCUACCAACUGGCUUUUCAACUUCGCUAUUGCAUAUUCAACCCCCUACCUCGUCAAUGAAGACGCAGCGAAUCUUCAAGCCAGAGUGUUCUUCAUCUGGGGUAGCUGCUGCUUGAUUGCCAUUUUCUUCGUGUGGACCCUCAUCUACGAAACAAAGGGCCUGUCCUUGGAGCAAGUCGAUGAACUCUAUGGUAUCGUCAGCAAAGCGUGGAAGAGUAAGGCUUUCAGGCCAAAGGUGUCGUUCAGAGAGGUCGAGGCAGGUGAGCGCCGAUUGAGCUACCGUGAGCUGAGUGUUGCACAGGAGAGGAGGCACAGCAAGGCUGGUUUUUAG
Messenger RNA from Endocarpon pusillum Z07020, 1575 nucleotides. Its product is annotated as glucose transporter rco-3. Gene Ontology annotation, cellular component: membrane. NCBI's taxonomy places the organism in Eukaryota, Fungi, Ascomycota, Eurotiomycetes, Verrucariales, Verrucariaceae. Gene Ontology annotation, biological process: transmembrane transport; carbohydrate transport. The transcript is spliced from 5 exons. The coding region runs from base 1 to 1575 and encodes 524 amino acids. Gene Ontology annotation, molecular function: carbohydrate:proton symporter activity. The record is from RefSeq and is a predicted model, not a curated record.